AUGAAAAUACAGCAAGAUUUUAAAGAAACCAAAAAAAUACUUGCUUCUCAUUCCGGAUUUAAACGAGAGAAGGAAGAAUUUGAAGAGAGUAUUAAUUACUAUAUCCACUUUCAGGGCAAACUAGCUCCACUACGCGAAGUAAUUUGUUAUUCUGGCCCCCCCGGCACGGGAAAAACAACCUUUGUGCAAACUUUAAGUAAGGCCAUGGGGCGCGAAUUAGAGCCAAUUCCUUGUGCGGGGUUAGUCAAUCCCGAGGAAUAUUCUAUUUUAGGCGACCAACACAAGCCUAGUUUAGUAGCCUGGGCAAUGCUAAAAAAUGGUUGUAAAAACCCCAUUAUUUUGCUGGAUGAAUUAGAAAAAGUAACGGAUGAAAAAAUUCAAGCGGAUUUAAUCAAACUUUUUAAAGCGUUUAAAGAAAAAGGAAGUUAUAAAGACCCUUAUUUUGAUGAAGAGAUAGAUUUAAAAUAUAUUAACAUUUUUGCCGCCGUAAAUUAUGACCAAAAACUAGCUACUAAAUUAAAAACCGAGGUGGAUUUGAAAAAAUUAUUAGAAAAAGGAGUACGCCAAUUAGAGCAGGCUUGCCAUAAAAUUAUUGAGGAACAUAUUGCCGCUAAGCAGACUAACCGGCCAGCAUUUCAAGGAGAUAAACAUUUAGCAAUAGAAUUUAAUGACAAACCAGGAACUUUUCAUGCCCGUUCGAAUAAAAAUCCUGAACUAGAAGAAAUUGAAAAAUACCUAAAAGCAGGUACAAACAAAUUGACUAUUGAACCAAGGCAAAACCACGACUUUUCUCGGGUUCACUUACUAGCCGGAGAAGAGCAUAACCAAGAACUAACCCCCUUAAAAGAACAAAUUAAUUUAAUUGAUUUUAGUCAACAUAACCACGAAGAUCCGAAGUUUAUAGAAAGCAAAAUUAAAGAAAUUUAUAAUAAUCCGGCAAACCAAGAACUUAUAAAAAAAGGAGAAUUUCCGGUCCUUUGUUUUAAAAAUAUUGAAAAAAUUGGGUCAAAUCAAGCCUUAGAGGAAGCUUUAUUACCGGUAUUUGACCAGCAACAAAAUUCUCAAUUAUUUAAUAAAGAAAUUGAUUUAGCAAAAUUUAUUUUAAUUGCGACUACUUCUACUCACGAAACAGAAAAAUUAUCCGCUCCUUUACUUUCGCGUUUAGAUUGGGAAAAUGCGGACACUGCUCAGCCCAAAAAAUUUUUCUUGGAUAAAUAUUAUUAUUGA
Funneliformis geosporum is the source of this 1227-nucleotide messenger RNA. The record is from the annotation of a GenBank genome assembly. NCBI's taxonomy places the organism in Eukaryota, Fungi, Glomeromycota, Glomeromycetes, Glomerales, Glomeraceae.